CCCUCGCAACGUCAAACUUGCUGUUCCCUGUUCAUCUCUUCUCACAUCUCGCCUGUCCGCACAGGUCAUUGCGCAAGUCGAUGAGCCUCAUCCAUCUCCAACGCCGUCUUUAACCCGUUAUAUUUCUUCUUUGUAAUACCCACUUACGGUCUACCUAUUAUCUUAUUUGCAGGCUCACUCUUCAGUCGCCCCCAGGCGUUUGGCUGUCCCGUUCCCCAUCCGUUGUUUACUCGACAUUUCGAUUGCGCGCUGUUCCGGACUGGGCUCUUCACGGCAAACCUAUCGAGCCGCCGACAGCUGUGAUUGUGUCGCCCGUGUCUCGGGUCUCCCUGGUCUCUCCCUACAUAUCCCAAGGACUACGGAGCACGUAAACCCCGCCGAGGCCGUUGGUUAUUUGGGCUCGAUGCUCCUUGCAUGCUGUGGCUGAUAUUUCAGUUGGGUGCUCUUGAGCAUGCCCAUUUUAAUGUAUUCCCCGCUCCUUUAAGUCACCUUUUACGCCUGACGACAUAAUCAUGACUGCAGGCCACACAUUAUCUGCACUCACAGCUUGAUAUACUUCAACUUUCAGUUCUCCUUCUCCUUAUUCCUCUCUCUCUCUCUCUCUCUCUCUGCCUCAUGAGCGCGCUGCGAUUCCGGUAAUGGCCACGAACCCGUUGAGAGAAACCGUCCCUGCUUGGGUGGAAUUAUACGACGAAGAGGUUCAUGGCCCGUGCCCACAGCACCGCGGCCCCGUCCAUCCCCCCCCGCCGACCGUUCGCCCAGAUCAGAACAAAAGCAACCACGCACUGAAGCGUCGGGUCUCAAAAGAUGGCUACGUCGAUUGGGUUGAUGAGAAACAUGGUCGAGUAUCAAAGCUCCCGGUGUUCUUGAGAAAGCGUGCCGACCGACCUGGACGGCGAUGGGAUCAUUUGCGAAGUGCUGAACCUGUUAUUAUGGGACUUGGGUAUCGAGCGCCCGACGAAGACCCCUACGAUAGAUGGCGCGAUUUCAUUCACUCUUCAUCGUACGGCCACGACAGCCAUGAUCGAUACGAGGUGGUUACCCGGGAUGCCCUGGACCAAUUGAUGCCUGGGCUUAAUGACCCGGUGCGGACGCCAUUGUAUCCGCUAGACGCAAAGGAUAGGUCGCGGUUUAUGCGACUUGGAAAUUUCGUCCUGAGACAUCCUAUUGCCCCCCUCAUCUUUCGCCUCAUUGUUCUCAUCUCUACUAUUUCGGCUCUAGCGCUGGCAACGGUCAUCUAUAGACGGGAAAGGGCGCCUGAUAUUGCCACCAACAGUAGUCAAACCGAGACGUCACAGGCAAUCGUUGCUAUAGUUAUCGACUCAGUGGCGAUUCCGUACAUAUUAUACAUGACAUGGGACGAAUACACGGGCAAACCUUUGGGUCUGCGGAACCCCGCCCAGAAAGUUUCGCUCACCCUUCUUGAUUUGAUUUUUAUAGUCUUGAAAUCUGCAAGCACGGCAUUGGCGUUUGAAGCCCUUGUGUAUCAUAGCGGAGAACGGAUGGCGCAAAGUCCUAGGGCCGGUGCGGAAGCAUUGCAGUCGUUGGAUUUUGCCAGAGGAUUGGCAGCAUUGACCUUGGUUGGGUUGAUCGCUUGGAUUCUAAACUUCACUAUCAGUGUCUUUAGACUAGCAGAAAAGCUAGGCGGUAUAGAGAAUGACAAGUAGCAUUCUGAAUGAGACAUAGCAGUCACCCAUGACACGUCAGCGUUUCGGCUGACCAGGUCGUCAUCCACUAUGUACCUACUACGUUACGUAUGUAGGCAGGUAGCAACUCGUUUAAAGUUGCGGGUCUGAUUUAUAUGCGAUUGAGGACCAGACAUGCAGGAUGCAUAAUUAGACAUGGCUGUCAAGUGACGGCCGUCUUGUCAAAGGAAAAACGGCUUCUGCCUAGUGUAAAAGCUUCUUCUGUUUGGUCAUGAAUCUCCUCCUACCUAUGCACUUAGGUAGGAUAUGACGUAUUGCGUACUAUCUAGAGCAAUGGAUGAACGAUGAAAUAAGGUAGCAGGUCUGCGGCAUUGGUUGGGAGCAAUAUCAUAACCUUGGAUUAUUCACUUAAGUACCAACCUAGAUAGUAGUCAUUUAUAC
Xylaria bambusicola is the source of this 2087-nucleotide messenger RNA. RefSeq lists its product as uncharacterized. The transcript has 2 exons. The record is from RefSeq and is a predicted model, not a curated record. Gene Ontology annotation, cellular component: cell periphery; fungal-type vacuole. NCBI's taxonomy places the organism in Eukaryota, Fungi, Ascomycota, Sordariomycetes, Xylariales, Xylariaceae. The coding region runs from base 639 to 1667 and encodes 342 amino acids. Gene Ontology annotation, biological process: positive regulation of catalytic activity.